AUGCCAACCCAAUCUGAACGUAAUCCGCCAAUACCAUCCAGCUCGAAACCUUCCCUGCUCUCCACCUCAGCGACCCCUCUGCGACGUCCAUCGCAACCUCAGAAUGACCAAAUCAUGCCUCCAAUGAAUGGCACAUCGCCCACAAGUCCCUUCCGCCGUGCUCACCACCGCUCUAUAAGCCAUCCUUUCCCUUUCGCUACGCUUGGGAAGAAGCGUGACAAGGCCGAACCGAAGAAUGCGACCUGGGAUUCGGAUUCGGACUCAGACGAGGUCACCUACCCGGCUCAACCACUAGCGACAAGUCCUCGCAAGGAUGUACCAAAAGGCGGACUUGGAGGUGACCUGGCAGAGGGCAAAUGUCAGACCUGUAACUCGACCGUCCGCUGGCCGCGUCAUCUGAACACCUAUCGCUGCACUACUUGCUUGAUGGUGACAGAUCUUGACGCGGAGCCACCGAAGAAGACAAAUAAUCGAGUGGACCCAGAACUGGAAAAGCGACUACAAAAACCACUUCCUCCAGACCCGCCCAAGGCUCAGCUUCAACGCCUGCCAAAUGAACCGAGACCGGAUGCUCCUCUGUCAAUCGGCUAUACCAGGCGUCUCAUAGAUGGAUGUCUCUCAGCGUACUUCCAGAGCCUUCUUGAUGGUUCUGGUUUAGAACAAGCACCAAAUGACAAACGUACAGAAAGAGAUUGCCCUGAUGGAGAAUCGUUACCAUCAUCGCUCGCGGCAGGACCGAAGCACGAUUUCCUCUCAGCGCCAGCGCCGCGAGACCCUCGCAGCCGGAGCACGUCCAUCUCCAAUGAACGCGAUCGAUUCUAUGGAUCUAGGGAGAAUACCAACCUAUUAACACCAAAUGCUGCUCAGCGGACAGGAAAUGAACCAAUAGUACGGACACGUGCAAAUUCGGAUCUACAGAAAGGUUCAACCCCAGAUCACCGACCGCAAAUGCCGGCGCGACAUACAGAUCCGGAUGCGAAAGACAAAGAGGACCAGCCGUUGAUAUUCAAGCGCUUGGAAAACUACAUUAUCUCAGCUUUCAAAGGAUGCUCAGCUGUCAAUGUGUCCUUCCCUGUUUAUCAGCAGUCAGUCCGAUCUGCGAGCAGUGGCAACCCUCCAAGAAUGAAAUUGGACCCCACUACUAUACACGAACCUAGUUUGAACGUGCCUGUGUUCGAACCUGACGCGAAAACUCUACUCCUGGGAGACGUGGGAGAAAAUUCAACUUGGUGGAUGCAUGAGUGGGCUCAAACACAGGGGCACGCGGAAGGACAGGCGCCUCCCGUUGGUAAAGAGAAAGCGCCGCAUAAGUCUCGAUCGGUAUCCUCUCGAAGCCCUCGUAUCAAUUGGACUGAACUCAACCAGUGGUACCAGCUAGUCCUGACCGCAGGUAGCUCUUGGGCUGACCGAUGGGCUUCUAAGAGACCGAAUUCAGCACGCGGAGAAGCAGAUACAGUCAGAUACAGAAAAUGGGAGUCAAUUGAUACUUCCAUGAUCGAAAAGGAUAUUUAUGCAUCUCGAUUGCAUCUCCAACGAGCAUUGAUGAAAGCUAGCGAAAACCUUUUGAAGCGACCUCGAAAAGAGCUCAAGAAGCCAGAGGAUACCCGAUUCUUGCUUAUACUACUAGCGAACCCUCUGUUGUCUUCCCCACUCGCCUACUCUGCGCCCCGACCACCUCCACAACCGCAUAGGGAUGAACGACGUCCAUCUCAUCCAAAGAAUACUCAACGACAAACAACAAGGGAUGGCAAGUUUUCUCGUAAAGAUGCCUCUGCAACAGUUGCCCGCCCUGGAAGUUCCAAUCAUCAUUACGGCAUUCUAAAACGAAUCCUGGGUCUGAUGUCUAAUCUGCCUAAUGAUUGCCACCACUAUUUCGUCUCAUGGUUUGCACGGUUUACACCAAAUCAAUUUGAACGACUCGUUGAAUUGGCCGGUGGGUUCGUAACAUACCGUUUAAUCCGCCAGCAUGGUCGCAAGCGCAAUGCGCCCCAGAAAGAUGGGAACGAGUUGAUACCCAGCUUUGCUAGUGCCUCGGGCAACACGCCUGCUGAAUUACAUGCUGCUAUCAGUCGACGGCAGCCAAACAAAGCGCCCCCUAAGAAGACUGAGGCCCCUAGAAUCUAUGCUGAAGAUUGGCAAAUUAGAGCUGCAUCAAGGAUAAUGUCUUUACUGUUCACAGCGAACACUUCACAGCCAUCGCGCAAACCUGAUAUCGGCCCAAGCGAGCGCCGUCUCGCCGAGCCUAUGAACAAUUCUGCGCGCGAUCAAGAAUAUAUGAUUCCCAUCAGCUCAUUUUAUAACACACUGUUGGAUUACUCAGAUCUUGUAUCCGAUUUCGAAAUUUGGGAGUCGAAAGGUUCAAAGUUCUCGUUUUGUCAGUAUCCAUUCUUCCUCAGCAUUUGGGCAAAAAUCCAUAUUCUUGAACAUGAUGCACGUCGCCAGAUGGAGGUAAAGGCACGAGAGGCUUUUUUCAACAGCAUACUUAACUCCCGCCCAGUUAGCCAGUUUCUUGUGCUGAAAGUGCGGCGAGAAUGUCUGGCUGAAGACAGCCUACGGGGCGUUAGUGAGGUUGUGGGCUCGGGCCAAGAGGAGAUCAAGAAGGGACUUCGAAUUGAGUUCGUUGGAGAAGAAGGUAUCGAUGCAGGAGGUCUCCGAAAAGAGUGGUUCUUGUUACUUGUUCGAGAGGUCUUUGAUCCACAUCAUGGGCUUUUUAUAUACGACGAUGAUUCUAAAUACUGCUACUUCAACCCAUUCUGCUUUGAGUCCUCCGAACAGUUCUUCUUAGUUGGAGUUCUGCUUGGCCUCGCCAUCUACAAUUCGACUAUUCUCGACGUCGACUUGCCGCCAUUUGCAUUCAGGAAAUUGCUAGCGUCGGCUCCACAAACCAAUGCUCCACAGACGGCAACCUUCCAGCGUCCAAAGUUCAAGUGUACACUGGAAGACCUCGCUGAGUAUCGCCCUGCACUUGCAAAAGGACUCCGCAUGCUCCUAGAAUAUGAAGGAGAUGUCGCGGAGACAUUUUGCUAUGACUUUGUUGCACAGGUUGAGCGAUAUGGUGAAAUUAUCAACGUGCCUCUUUGUGCUGGAGGUGAAAAGAGACCAGUCACCAAUUCAAAUCGCCGUGAAUUUGUUGAUGCAUACAUAUAUUACCUUCUUGACACUGCUGUGGCUAGGCAGUACGAACCAUUCAAGCGAGGCUUUUUCACAGUUUGUGGCGGCAAUGCCUUAUCAUUGUUCAGAGCUGAAGAGAUUGAGUUACUUGUUCGCGGCUCCGACGAACCACUCGAUGUAACAUCCCUACGAGCUGUUGCAUCAUAUGAUAACUGGUCAUCGCACCACCCUGAAACCAUCCCUGUGGUUCAAUGGUUCUGGGACCUUUUCGAAACGGCCCCACCCGCAUCACAGCGAAAGAUACUGUCAUUCAUAACUGGCAGUGAUCGCAUCCCCGCCAUGGGUGCUACAAGUCUUUCGAUUCGUCUCGCUUGCCUCGGUGACGACUCACCCCGAUAUCCUACAGCACGAACGUGCUUCAACACACUGAGCUUAUAUCGAUAUGCCAGCCGUGAGAAAUUUCAAAGACUGCUUUGGGAUGCAGUUACAAACAGCGAAGGCUUUGGUCUGAAAUGA
This is a messenger RNA of Penicillium angulare, 3627 nucleotides long. RefSeq names its product HECT-type E3 ubiquitin-protein ligase. Bases 1 to 3627 code for a protein of 1208 amino acids. Gene Ontology annotation, biological process: protein polyubiquitination. The record is from RefSeq and is a predicted model, not a curated record. Gene Ontology annotation, molecular function: ubiquitin protein ligase activity. The transcript is spliced from 3 exons. NCBI's taxonomy places the organism in Eukaryota, Fungi, Ascomycota, Eurotiomycetes, Eurotiales, Aspergillaceae.